Drosophila mojavensis is the source of this 2521-nucleotide messenger RNA. RefSeq names its product gustatory receptor for bitter taste 93a (gene Gr93a). Gene Ontology annotation, cellular component: neuronal cell body; dendrite; axon. The transcript is spliced from 2 exons. Gene Ontology annotation, biological process: sensory perception of taste. Bases 742 to 2127 code for a protein of 461 amino acids. NCBI's taxonomy places the organism in Eukaryota, Metazoa, Arthropoda, Insecta, Diptera, Drosophilidae. The record is from RefSeq and is a predicted model, not a curated record.
CAGGCAUAUUCAAACAUACAAAUAUUUCACAACUGUGGAACCUGCUUGCAUAAUUCCAAGCAGAUAAAUAGACUUAAUUUUGGGCGUGGCUAUAUUGGCUCAGCUGUUGAUACGGAUUGACAACUUAUACAGUCCAAUAAAAUGAUUCUAUUAGAAUAUGUCCGACUCGAAUGAAACGUGUGGGUUCUCGCGUGCCGGCCUUGCCAGGCGCAUCAGACACCUCCCGAUUAGGAAACAAUAAUAGUUUACCUCUUUAUCAAAAAUAAUUUCAAUUGAAAUCUUAUCAGUAUUUGCUAAAAUAAUGACAUAUUGAGACGUUAUUUGAUUUGCCUGAUUAAAUCCAAAUUCAUUCAAUCAAAUUGAAAGUCCAAGUCCAGCAAGCGUUUGAAAUUUCUACAAUUGUCAAGAGCAUUUGCUCCAAUGUGCGCACAAUAUGCAGCGAGGGGAGAUCAGGCGCAGCCGUGGUCAAUGAGCACUCUUGGCCUGUCCAUCAGCGAAUGGGCAGGCUCUACUCAUAUCGCGAUGAACUGCGUCUCUGUCUCCGCUUCCGUCUGUCUCUCCGUCACCAGCUCCGGCUUCGGCUAAUCAGUCAGCAAGGCACUCAGCGAAGCGUGAAACGCAAUUGCUGAUAUCUAGACACAUUCAAUUAAUAAAAUCAACAGCAACAACUGUGCCCACAUCCAUGGCCCUUCAAUACUGGUGCCUGCCCUGUCAGUGGUCAGGACAACGGGACAUUGGGACAUGCGACCGACAUAUAGGGCAAGCAUUUCUAUAUUUUGCUCAGCCAGUCAACGCCUGGCCAUGCACCAGUACAAGCCAGCGAUUGAUGGCGUGGAGCUCUGGUCGCGCCGAGUUUUGCUGGCGCUUUACCAAGCGGCUCGCGGCCUGUCGCUGCUCUCCAGCUCGCUGGGUGUGGAGCGGGAGCAACUGCAGCUGAGACCGCCGCGCCAACAGUGCAACCGACUCUUGAUCAUACUCUGGCGCGCCAUCUUGGUUAGCAUCUACUGGCACAUGAUUCCGGAAAUCUUCAACACAGUGAAAAGUACACAGACCUAUGCUGCUCUAAUUGUCCUGCUGCAGUCCAGCUCUGUGAGCCUCUUUGCCGUCGGCUCGUUCAUAAUGCAGGUGCGUGCCGAGUCCAGAUUUACGGCCGUGUUGAAUCAUUAUAUUUCACUCUAUGGACGCAUCUGUGUCCUAACCGGAGCCGAACAUCUCUUUACGCUCAAGUUCCCCAUUCUCUAUGCCCUGAAGCUGAUUCUAACGCUCUGCGGCUUUCUCUACGAGCUGCCACAGCUGCUACCUCUGCGAUAUAUUCUGCACAUGGAUGUGGGUCACGUGAUCGGCGGUCUAAUUGCGAUUUAUUUGUGGCUAGGCACCAUUUUUCUGCUGGAUGCGUGCUUCCUCGGCUUCUUCGUAUCCGGCGUACUCUAUGAGCACAUGGGUUCACAUAUUGCGAUCAUGCUGCAGCAGAUGCGUUCCGUGGAUAUGGAUGGCCAGGAACAGUCAUCGGAUGAUGAAUCCGAACCGUAUCUCAAUUCAUAUGAGAAUAUAAGUCCGAUGCCGUCAAGACUGAGUCACUAUAGACGUAUGUGUUUGCUGUGCGAUCGGGCCGACGAGCUGGACGCCUGUGGCGUAAUCUAUAGUGAGCUUUAUAGAGUAACACUUUCGUUUCGCGACAUUUUCCAGUGGCAAAUCUUAUUCUACAUAUACUACAAUCUAAUUGUUUUGCUAAUAAUGCUGUACGAGUAUAUAGUCAACUAUUUGGAGGGCACCCAGGGCGAAAUGGUGCCCGUGGUGAUGACCUGCAUUAAGAUGGCCAACAUUGUGCUAUUGAUCAUGUGCGCGGAUUACAUGAUCAAGAAAUCGGAAAUGCCACAGUUAUUGCCAUUGGACAUUGUGUGCACCGACAUAGAUCAGCGGUGGGACAAGAGCGUGGAAUCGUUUUUGAAUCAGCUGCGAGCCCAACAACUGGAAGUAAAAGUCGUGGGCAUACUUCAGCUUGAUAAUAGAUUCAUACCAACAAUAUUAUCGGCCAUUGUAACAUAUCUUUUCAUAUUAAUACAAUUUGCUUUCACGGGCGGCUUUGAAGUAGCCGAAGAAAUCGCCAGAUUGAAUAUAACAAGUUGAGAACCGAAAAUGAAUUAUUUACAAUAUAAUACUUUAUUUAAAAAUAAUAUUUUAUAUAGCAUUUUGUGAAAACAUUUUCUUUAUUAAUUGUUUUCUUGACAAUCACAUAGAAAUGCCAUAUGCUAUAGAGCGUUGAUAUGACCUGGAAAUAAAUGGAUCAAGAGAGAGCCGGGGAGAUGGACAACGAAUGAGAGAGUAUAAUAUAGAAUAUAGCAUAGAAUACAAAAAUUUGUCAUUAAAGAAGCAUGUCUUAUAGGAAAUAAAACAUUAUGCAUAAGUUACUAAGCUAACAUUAUUAUAGAGCAUACCUUCUCUUAGAUUAAUUUUCCUAUGUUGAUGGCAUAUCCUCCUUCUUUCCCUAUAUUCUUUGAUAUUCUUACAAAGCUAUAAAUGA